CACUAUGCCCAGUCAAAUCCAGAGAAGCCACCUUGGCUACCCAGCAAUCCCCUAUAAAUAGCACCUCGCGUGGAACAACACGGUAACUACACAACCCUUUCAUACCUAAACCUCCAGAAACCAGACUUGCUAGCUAGCUGCUAGCUUUGUCACCUCUCUUGCUCCAGCUCCUCUAGACCGGCCUCUACGCAUUCUUCAAGCUAGUUUCUAGAUUCUGUCAUCCAGUAGCUAGAGUCUCACAGCCCUGAAUGGACUUCGACAUGCUGAAUUGCACCCCGGAAGCGCAGCUCGAGCUGAUGAACGCAAUGCUACAGCUGGAGCAGCUCACUGCAUUCCCUGGCCAGGGCGCCAUGACGGUGCCUUCGACUCACCCUUCGUCGUGCAUGCAAGCUCCUCAUCACUUCUCCUCGGUGCCUCACAUGUCAGGCACCGUCGGCGCCGCCUCCAGAGACCAGUGUUCCCAGGUAACUGCGGCGUACAACGACAGCAACAGCUCGAAGUACGUGGCGCAGGCUCCUGCCGCCGGUGGGGACGGUAACACCGUGGGGUCAUCGGCGAUGCGGGAGAUGAUCUUCCGCGUCGCGGCGCUGCAGCCGGUGAACAUCGACCCGGAGAUGGUGCGCCCGCCGAAGCGGCGCAACGUGCGCAUCUCCACGGACCCGCAGAGCGUGGCGGCGCGGAUGCGGCGGGAGCGCAUCAGCGAGCGCAUCCGUAUCCUGCAGCGGCUCGUCCCGGGGGGCACUAAGAUGGACACCGCGUCCAUGCUGGACGAGGCCAUCCACUACGUCAAGUUCCUCAAGACGCAGGUGCAGUCACUGGAGCGCGCUGCCGCAGCCAGUGGCCGCCGCGCGGCGCCAUCUGCGGACAACGGCGCCGUGCCCUACCCCGGGCACCUGAACGGCCCGUGGUAGAUCGAUCAACCACACCCUCCCGGCUUACGGUCCAGCCGGCAUGCAUGCCGUGUCAUGAUCAUUAAUCGCCGUUGGACCUGGAGCUUGCACGUACUACGAUGGACGCGCGCGUCGGCAGCAAUUGUACGAUCACAUGUGUAAAGCAAGAUGUAGUAGCUGGCUGGACGCCUUCCAUUUUACUAGCUAGUUAUAGUAUUACCGCGCUUGCAUGCCUGUGAUUGGACUCGCAGCGCAUAAACGCAUGUAAGCUUGUACAUUGUACGCAUCUCAUCUUAUGAAUGUGUUUCCAUUCGCUAC
Molecule: messenger RNA, 1208 nt
Organism: Phragmites australis (common reed)
Lineage: Eukaryota; Viridiplantae; Streptophyta; Magnoliopsida; Poales; Poaceae
Product: transcription factor HEC1-like
Exons: 1
Coding region: 249-911 (220 amino acids)
Biological process (GO): regulation of DNA-templated transcription
Molecular function (GO): protein dimerization activity; DNA-binding transcription factor activity
Source: RefSeq, a predicted model, not a curated record